CCACCCCCGUCGUCUUCUCCACCGCGUUAUCUAGCAAUUUCUUCAUUUCUCCUCCCAAAACUAAAACCAAAUUCCCCAUUCAUUCCUACACUCUUUGUUCCUUCUCUCACUACUUUUUUGUUUCCUUCUUUCUUGCAGAAUCAAGUUUUAUUACUGGUAAGAAUUAGUGAUAAUAGUGACAGAUACUAUGAGCAGAAAUUUCAUCAGCUCACCAAACUGAGUUUGGAACCAUUCAGCCGCAGUAUGUGUUCCCGUUUUGUCUUUCCAUUUACCUUCAAUUUGCCCUUUUCCUAUCCAUCCCCCGUCUGCUCUCUCGUCGGCGCUAACCACACUUCUGCUCGUUUCUGCUCUCGAUAGUCGUAUAAUUUUCUGCCCUCUUUCUUUUUUCGACUUUGGCUUCUUCGGAGAUAUAAGUAUACUGUUAUACAUACAUUUUAUCACAGCAAAAAGGAUUCUUUUUUUCUUUUAUUUUUUUUUUUGAAUUUUUUGAUUGUUUUGUUUUUGAUGGAGCCGAGUGGGGGGAAGCCGAGCUUUUUGAGAAAUAUUCUGGUGCGUUUGUUUCUAUUCUGCGUGCUUGUGAUCGCUUUGCGAUUUGCUUACGUGGUCACAAUCCGUGGUGAAUCCUGUGACGUCGGUGAUUUCUGUUUCUUCACCUUACCGGAGAAUUUCAACGUCGUUGCCGGAGUAGGGCAGUUGGCGACAUCCUCUUCGUCUGCUAUUAUUUCAUCAUCCGGCAAAGAGGCGCCUUUGACGCCCAAGAAAAUCCCCGAUCUAUGGGCAACGGAAGGUUUCCAAAAAGCCGUGCAGUUUUACUCCUCGGUUUUUCAGGAUCUGAUGUCUGAAGCCAUUUUGAGCCCUAAUUUUAAAACCCUAUGUGUCGACACGGCCACAGGAGCUGAUGUUUUCGCCCUGAAGGAGAUCGGCGUGGAGGAUUCCGUUGGUAUUUCUAAGAAAGGUUUCAAGCCCUUGGUGAUUUCAGGCCAGGGUUUUAAGCAGCCGUUUGGUGAUGAGACUUUUGAUUUCGUUUUCUGCGGAGGUGGGGUGGUAGAAAAGUCGGUGAGGCCGGGUGAUUUAGCGGCGGAGAUUGGGAGGACGAUGAAGCCCGAAGGGUUUCUGGUCGUCCACACGGGGGCAAACGAUACCUAUAGUUUUGAAUCUUUACUUGGUUUGUUCAAUUUUUGUAGAUUGGUAAAGAGUCAAGAUUUUGGUGGGUUUGGUUCCAAAAUGCCAUUUGUUCGAGAAAUUGUUCUGCAAAAAUUUAGUGAAGCGGUGAAUUCCAAAGGAAUUAUUGAAAGCUCUAGUAGUGAUUCAGUGAAUAAAUGCUCGGUUCCAAGUUAUAAGCUGGAUUUGAUAAGGAAGGCAGAGCCUCUGAUAGAGGAAGAACCCAAAAAACCGUGGAUUACACUCAAGAAAAAUGUCCAGAAGAUAAAGUAUUUGCCUUCAAUGGUUGAUAUUAGUUUUAAGCCAAAGUAUGUAUAUGUUGAUGUUGGAGCUAGAAGCUACGGCUCAAGUAUCGUGAGUUGGUUUAGGAAGCAAUACCCAAAGCAGAACAAGACAUUUGAGAUUUAUGCAAUUGAAGCAGAUAAGACUUUCCAUGAUCAGUAUAAGUCCAAGAAAGGGGUUACUUUACUGCCCUAUGCGGCUUGGGUAAGGAAUGAGACCUUGUAUUUUGAGAUUAAUGGGGACCCUGGUCACAAAGAAGUGGAGAAAGGCAGAGGAAUGGGCAGGAUUCAACCGGUUCAGUCCUCUGAUGGUUCUACAUCAUCUGGUAAUGUCGAUCAGAUUCAAGGAUUUGAUUUUGCUGAUUGGUUGAUGAAUACAGUGUCGGAGAGGGACUAUGUGGUUAUGAAGAUGGACGUGGAAGGGACUGAAUUUGACUUGAUUCCCAGAUUGUUUGAAACGGGAGCUAUUUGCUUGAUUGAUGAGCUGUUUCUUGAAUGCCAUUAUAAUAGGUGGCAGAAGUGUUGUCCAGGUGAGAGGACGGCGAAGUACCAAAAAACGUAUGGGCAGUGCUUGAAUUUGUUUACUUCUCUCAGAAAAAGUGGAGUUCUAGUCCAUCAGUGGUGGUGACUGAGAUUUUAUUCUCAUUGAGAAUCAACUUGGUUGAUCGAUGUUGGAUGCCUUGUAUGUCAUAUCAAGGCGCUUGUAAUUCUUGCUGACAGCUGCACGAGUUUAGAAUGGCAAACUGCAUGCUGUUGUAAACUAUACAUUUCCUGAAUUUCUGUUCACAAGGUAAGAGCAGGUCCUUGAAGUUACUUAAAGAGUAUACUGUUGAUGCCACUGCUUACUGCUGAGUUGAACUUUGUUAUGGUGUUGAUUGGUUACGUCUUUGCCCAGCACA
This is a messenger RNA of Sesamum indicum (sesame), 2341 nucleotides long. Its product is annotated as methyltransferase. The record is from RefSeq and is a predicted model, not a curated record. NCBI's taxonomy places the organism in Eukaryota, Viridiplantae, Streptophyta, Magnoliopsida, Lamiales, Pedaliaceae. Gene Ontology annotation, molecular function: S-adenosylmethionine-dependent methyltransferase activity.